AUGCCCUUUGGCUGGGCAAGGCCAACAGUGACUGUAAAAACUGGAGAAUCUGUAACUAUUCCUUGUGAUUAUAAUAAACAAUAUGAACAACAUCGUAAAUACUGGUGCAGAGGAUCAGCAUUCAAUUACUGCUCUACAAAAUAUGCAAAUUUAACAUCACACAAGUGGUCAGUCAUGGACAAGCCAUCUGAGCAUCUCUUCACUGUGACUGUGAGAGAUCUCCAGAGUGGUGAUUCUGAUCUGUACUGGUGUUGUGUUGAGAUUGGAAAUUAUUUUCAGCCGGAUUAUAAAAUGGAUCUUUAUCUCGAGGUCCAAUCAGAUCCUGAUCUGUCAGUGGUGAACAGCACAGUGAGUGUUGUGGAAGGGGGCAAUGCGAGUGUCCAGUGUCUCUACAGUCAGAGUUACAAACAUAAGGAGAAAAAGUGGUGCAGGUUCAAAGACUGGAACUGCGAAAUAGUGGGGAAGCGAGAGAUAUCCCAGAGUUCAUCAGUGCAUGUGAGUGAUGAUGGGAAAGGGUCUCUGAAUGUGCUGAUGACUGGAGUGAAGACGGAUGACUCUGGCUGGUACUGGUGUGUUGUAGGAGACCUACGGGUCCCUGUCCACAUCAGUCUCAAUAGGAAAAAUUUGGAUCCUGAUCUGUCAGUGGUGAACAGCACAGUGAGUGUUGUGGAAGGGGGCAAUGCGAGUGUCCAGUGUCUCUACAGUCAGAGUUACAAACAUAAGGAGAAAAAGUGGUGCAGGUUUAAAGACUGGAACUGCGAAAUAGUGGGGAAGCAAGAGAUAUCCCAGAGUUCAUCAGUGCAUGUGAGUGAUGAUGGGAAAGGGUCUCUGAAUGUGCUGAUGACAGGAGUGAAGACGGAUGACUCUGGCUGGUACUGGUGUGCCGUAGGAGACCUCCAGGUCCCUGUUUACUUCAAUAAAGAACUCAACCUGCAGCUGGUCAGGGACAUGCAAAGGACAUCUGUGCCGCUGUGA
Molecule: messenger RNA, 975 nt
Organism: Chanos chanos (milkfish)
Lineage: Eukaryota; Metazoa; Chordata; Actinopteri; Gonorynchiformes; Chanidae
Product: polymeric immunoglobulin receptor-like
Exons: 4
Coding region: 1-975 (324 amino acids)
Cellular component (GO): plasma membrane
Molecular function (GO): transmembrane signaling receptor activity
Source: RefSeq, a predicted model, not a curated record